This is a messenger RNA of Pelobates fuscus (common spadefoot toad), 2416 nucleotides long. RefSeq names its product carbonic anhydrase 10 (gene CA10). The coding region runs from base 609 to 1595 and encodes 328 amino acids. Gene Ontology annotation, molecular function: zinc ion binding; carbonate dehydratase activity. NCBI's taxonomy places the organism in Eukaryota, Metazoa, Chordata, Amphibia, Anura, Pelobatidae. The transcript has 10 exons. The record is from RefSeq and is a predicted model, not a curated record.
GUUGGACCAGAGGGGACAGUUCUGGAAGACCACCCUUAGUUGGACCAGAGGGGACCGUUCUGGAAGACCACCCUUAGUUGGACCAGAGGGGGCAUUUCGAGAAGAUCACCCACAGCUGGAGCAGGGGGGACAGUGGAAAGCUUUUAGAAGACCAGCCUUAUCUGGAGCAAAUAGAGAACCAGGGAGCAGUAGGAUACUUUGAAACCUACCAAGAAUGACCCCUAUUUGGAAAAAUACAUUAAAUGGAUAAACAACUGGCUAUCUUUGGGAAACAGACUACAAGGAGGAUGGGAUGCAUCUGAUCAUUUAUUAAAAAAGAAUUCUACUUUCUGCUCUGUAGAGAACCUGCUUUCGGAGUUUAUAUAUUUUAUUUUGUUGUUGUUGUUUUUUUUUUUUCCUGGAGAAAGGAUAAAGGCUUCCAAUAUAUAAAUAUUUUUUAUUAUUAUUUUUUGUGGAUCUUGAUCACAUUUUUGUUUUUUUACUGGGACAUGUGUAAACGAAUCUGGAAAAUACCUACAGGCACAGAGGGAGCCAGGGUGAACCCUUGGAGAGUGUGAUUUGAUAUCCCUACUUCCUCUGGGUGAUGCAGAUGGAAUGAAAUUUAUAGAAUGGAAAUAGUUUGGGAGAUUUUUCUUGUCCUGCAAGCAAAUGUCAUUGUUUGCAUGUCAGCACAACAAAAUUCACCAAAAAUCCAUGAAGGCUGGUGGGCAUACAAAGAGGUUGUACAAGGCAGUUUUGUACCAGUGCCUUCCUUCUGGGGAUUGGUAAAUUCUGCCUGGAAUCUCUGUGCGGUUGGAAAGAGACAGUCUCCGGUCAACAUAGAAACCAGCCAUAUGAUCUUCGACCCCUUCUUAACGCCUUUGCGCAUCAACACAGGUGGACGUAAGGUGGGAGGUACAAUGUACAAUACAGGAAGGCAUGUGUCACUAAGGCUGGACAAAGAACAUUUAGUAAAUGUAUCCGGGGGGCCACUAACUUAUAGCCAUCGCUUAGAAGAAAUCAGGCUGCAUUUUGGGAGUGAAGACGGACAAGGUUCGGAGCAUCUUCUUAAUGGACAAGCUUUUUCAGGAGAGGUUCAACUAAUUCAUUAUAACCAUGAGCUGUAUACGAAUGUCACAGAAGCAGCUAAAAGUCCAAAUGGAAUAGUGGUUAUUUCCAUAUUUAUAAAAGUAACGGAUUCAUCGAAUGCUUUCCUAAAUCGGAUGCUUAGCAGGGAUCCAAUCACUAGAAUAACAUUUAAAAAUGAUGCCUAUUUACUGCAGGGGCUAAAUAUUGAGGAUCUGUACCCCGAAACCUCUAGCUUCAUUACAUACGAUGGCUCGUUGACUAUACCUCCUUGUUAUGAGACAGCAAGUUGGAUAAUAAUGAAUAAACCGAUCUACAUUACAAGGAUGCAGAUGCAUUCUUUAAGAUUACUAAGUCAAAACCAACCGUCCCAGAUAUUUUCAAGCAUGAGUGAUAAUUUUAGACCAGUCCAACCACUAAAUAAUCGCUGUAUCCGAACCAAUAUUAAUUUUAGCUUGCAAGGAAAAGACUGUCCGAAUAAUCGGGCGCAAAAACUCCAAUACAAAGUGAAUGAAUGGCUUCUCAAGUGAUAUGUACAACGAAGGACGUCACCUGUAAAAUGGGUGCCUUGGAUUGACAGAACCUAGAAUGCGCCAAUCUCCAUUCACUUUUCUGGACAUGUACUUUAUGCCCUGUACGUGGUGCCCAUCAUCUCACAACAAAGGAACGUGUGCUGCACGAAACAUUGUAACAAAGGGCCGGACAACUUGACUUGUUAAAUCUGUCCCAAAACAUGCAAGGGGGGGACAGUGAUUUAAACAUUUUUGCGAACUCUCAAGUUAUUGAGUGAAAGACUUUUCGGCCUCUGUACAAGUUGCAUUCUUUAUAUGAAUCGCUUCGGACACUCUCCAAUCGGAUUCGUAACUUUGCCCUGCGUUUCCACGAGUUUCCCGUUUUGGGGGGGCGGGGGGGUAAAAAAAACAAAACCUCUAUACGUAUUGGAAUAUCACAACAAGUAAUGAGAAAAUACUUAUUUCUAAUAUAUCAUACUGUUUAUUCCAUCACGCAAGAUGACGAGCGAUAUAUGUAUUGUGUAUAUAUAUACAGAUAUAUAGAUAUAUAUAUAUAAAAAUAUAUAUAUAUUAUGAAAGAAUUUUAAGGACGUACAUUCAUUUGUUUCUUUUCAACAGCACCCCGAAUGAAUAGCAAUUUUCUUAUUCACCCCAAAACAUCCCUUCCAUCACAGUUUGAUCAUUUAUACCCUAAAUCUACGUCAAACACGUUUUAUUUUUCUGCUAUUCAGAUAUUUCUUUUCAUUUCAUUCUUGUUAUGGCUGUCUGAAUUCUUAAUAUGCAUAUUUAUUCUUCUUAAAUGUUUAGAGCAAUCUGUAUAAUUCGGUCAAUAUUUUUUU